UUCAAUAAUCAACUUGACUUAUUGAGGUAAUAACAAGUGUAUAUCAAUAUCCUCAUUUGUAAAUUUACUAAAGAACAAAAUGAAUAAAUUGUUGAUUGUACUUCUUCUUGUGGCAUGUGUUGGAUUCUGUCAAUCCGAUCAUGUCAAUAGAAAAAGAUGUCCACAACCGCACACAAGAUAUAGUGACUGUGGACCUUUUCGUGAAGCAACAUGUGCUAAUCCUAAUCCAAUUAUUCCUGCGGUCUGCAGAUCAGGAUGUUUCUGCAUUAGAGGAUUUAUUAGGGAUAACGUUCAACGAUGCAUUCCUAAAAGAGCAUGUCCAUGAACAGGAAAAUUUAAAUUCUUGAAUAAAAAUAAUGACUUGUUAAAAUACAAAAUUAGAACAAUUUAUUCCCAC
Chironomus riparius is the source of this 397-nucleotide messenger RNA. The record is from the annotation of a GenBank genome assembly. Lineage: Eukaryota; Metazoa; Arthropoda; Insecta; Diptera; Chironomidae.